GAGUUUGAUUUGAAGUUCAGGUGCAUCGUACAAAUGCUAAAAUUUACCUCCUUAGUUUUUUAGUCUUUUGUCGCACGAUUAUUCGUACAAAAAUAGUUAAAUUUAUGUGUAAGUUAUAACUGCCAUGAACUUCAAUCUAGUAGUGAUAUUGUUAGCGGCAUUCGGCUGUGCCGCAGUCGGUGCCCAAAACCGAUGUGAAAUUCCCAAGGUCCUGCAGGGAACCUGGUUCAGUUGGGAGGUAGGCGAACCGACGUCGACGGCCAUCGACGAGUGGAGCUACGAACGGCAGGGUCCCAAACAGGGCCGCCACAAGAUUGAGUGCAUUGAAAGUGCCCGCAACGGGUCCGAUCACACCUUUAUCUUCAAGGGUAGCGAGUGUUACGUUUGUGUAAAGGCGUUUCCGCGUACUUUAAACGUGUUCGAGAAGUUCGAGACACCAUGCGUAACGUUGGACCGCAACGAGAAGCCUUCGAUGGAUCGGAUCUGCCGGGGGUUAAGGCAAGAUCAGCAGCGUAUCACGUUGUUUAACAAGAAUUUCAUCCCGAUCAGCUGUCGAUCAUCGCUGGAAGGCGUUUGGCACUUUGCUUAUCAGAACCGGUUCCGCUUUACUGGUGAAUGUGACAGUCCAGAUGCCAAGAUACAGUCUUGUCAAACACCCGGUACACAGUUUUUGAUUCAGAAUCAGAAGUUCAACAUCACUUAUCGCCAGUGUCAGGGAAUGGAUGGCACUUUCAACGGUGUGGUCGAGUUCAGCUGCCUGGGAGAUUGGUUCAUAGGAAAGAAUCACUACUUUGCCGUAGUCAACACUAAAGAAUCUCGUGAAGAUGAAAAAUACCGUUGCUUCCUGAAGAACAGAGAUGAUGAUUUGUACAUUGGUGCAUCGAUUACGGCAGAAUGUAAUACUCUGAACACCGUUGAAAAAUCACCGGAACGUUAUCGAGUUACUCCAGUCAAAUCUGACGUUGUAGAACCAGGCUGUAGGUUUCCUCAGAACUUCACCGGCGAAUGGAUCAAUACGGCUAACAUCGACGCUGAAGUGACCAUCAACGAGACGCAUAUAAUCGAGACGUACUACCCGGAUCGUGCCCGUUACAGGAGGACCAUCUACAUUUGCCGUGAGCAGCGUGACACCAGGAUUAUGAUGGCUCGCCUCACCGUUGAUGGUUGUCAAACGGAUUACAUUUGCUUCGAUUUCGUUCCGCGGCAUCACAACGUGAUUCGCUACCGUAAAGGAACCGCCGUCAUCAAGAACGAUUUCAGCACCGUAUGCUCGUGGGUACAGUUUCCGAACAAAGAAGAAUGGCGCUACGAUCUGUAUCUUGCGGCAAAACCGGUUCCAGUUCGUUGCCCAGUCGCCGGAAAGUUCAAUUUUACCCAGCAAGGAGAAUCCCCCUUCAAAACCCGAAUUCUCGGCGGUGUCACGCUUAGCCCUCGUCCGGAUAUUCGCUGCAAGCAGAACAUUUCCGAUUUCUCAGUCUGUGACACCGACCAGAAGGAAAUGGCCAUUGAUGCCAAUUACUGCCUAUCCGUUGAUUAUCUGGGACGCCCGGUGGACAUCUACAGUGACCCGGAUUACCGCAUGAAAUGCAUCGGCUACUGGCAGGAGAAUCUCAAAUCCUACCUUAUCACCUUCGACGAUCUGGAUCCACUUUCGAAGUAUCGCUGCUGGGUUUAUCAGAGAGCAGAAUUGAAUCGAAUCCAGAUGUCGCAAGCCGUAGGGGCUUUCUGUGACCUUAAACAGAGCGUCACUUCGUGGAACUACACCGAGGGAGCGGUUGUUGCCCUCGAUAUGACGGAAUACGAACGAGAACGAGAUCAAUGUCCGAUGCACUUCGACGAUGGGGAGAACCCAUGGCAGGAGACGGAAAAUUACAUCAAGGUGUUUCCUUGGUUGAUUUAUCGAAGCGCCACUAGCACGAUCGAUGGGACGGUGAAUGCGUUUCUAGUGUCUUUGGCGGCACUGUUACUGAAGUUGCUGUUCUAGGGUUGACAAUUCUUUCUCUUUUUUUAGUAAGAUUGUUCCGUAAGGAGGUAAACCACAGAAAUCUCGUGUAUUUUUUAGAAAUAGAGUUACGUGUCCGUCCAGAUAGGUCAUAUAAGUGAAUAUGAUCGACCAUUCCGUGCCUUUUUUGUAAGAAUUAAAUCAAAAGACAAAUUUUUAGUUGUAGGUAACAUCAUCGUGCAGCAUAUUAUUCUGUUGUAAAAUAACUCCAAUAGAGGAUAAUACAAAUGAUGAAUAAAUUUAAUUACGUAUACAAAAGAA
Messenger RNA from Ochlerotatus camptorhynchus, 2263 nucleotides. It is a transcript of the gene udt, whose product is annotated as protein undicht. Bases 125 to 1984 code for a protein of 619 amino acids. Gene Ontology annotation, biological process: wound healing. The transcript has 4 exons. The record is from RefSeq and is a predicted model, not a curated record. NCBI's taxonomy places the organism in Eukaryota, Metazoa, Arthropoda, Insecta, Diptera, Culicidae.